AUGUCGGCGCUACGGAGCUUAAUCGAACAUCGCGAGAUGAGGAACUUACAGCGCACUCCGUAUGGGGUCGUACCAGUGGAGGAGUAUCAACUAGAGCGAGAUCAUUCUUCGGAGUUUCAAUAUUCUGCAUCAAUCGAUCUCCCCACAGACGAGCAGAAACUCCAACCACAGCCGCUCAGGCUAUCUCGGCUGGAUAGAGUCUCGCGGCUACUAUGGGACUUGCUUCUUGCGGUGAUGGCAUCGCUCUUUGCAGUGUUUGGUAUAUGGGUUUCCCGUGUCGAUGGAAGUCCUGCCGGUCCAGGAUCAAUAGGCUCCAAGCUUUAUGAGAUUUCCCAAUAUGCACCUACCGUAUUUCCCGUUCUAUUCGCCGCAAUUGCGGGCAGCAGCAUCAAAAGUAUUGCCUCUUGGCGCAUCCAAACUCCGCAAGGAGCGACCAUCGGGCUGGUCGAGCAAUGUCUCGGAAGUCAGACAAUCACUGGAGCCUUCCUCACCCAGAUCAGACUCCGCGCUGUGAAUCUCAUGGCAUUAUUUACCGUUUUAUUGUGGUGCCUAUCUCCGUUAGGCAGUCAGGCGUCUCUCCGUGUGAUUUCCAUCGUGACUAGUCAUCCAGGCACCGCGGUCCAGUUGACCACUCUGGACACUUUCACGCCAUACCAAUACGGCUUCAGCCAAGGGCUAUCGGAGGCUAUGACAAUAGUAGCAAAUCCAAUGAUUGCUUCCAUAUCGGCAGCCUCGCUACUUUCCACCCGCAACCAAGAUCUAUGGAGCAAUGUGCGAUUUCCCAUUAUCGAGCACCUCAAAGGCGAUACGGAAUGGAUGGAUGUACCUCCAAGUAACAAUAUGUCGUAUGCAUCUCUUGUUGGCACGCCAGUCAGCGGCUUGCCUGACUCAGGCAGCACAUCCUUCACCCUCCCAGGCGCCUACAUGUCUCUCUCUUGUCCCGUCUUUGACACGAUACGCCAAAUCAACUUCACAAAUUUUACGGGACCGGACGCACCGUCACCUGGCAACGACGACGACUGCAGCUGGUCGAGUUCACAAGGCGGAAACCAGUUCCAGAUCGCCAUAUCCGAGCCAUGCUCAGCAUCAAAUAAUGCAUCGAUGACGAGGACUCGUAACGCUCGAAAAAUGAUCUGGGAGUCAUGGGCACCUGGCUAUGCCGGGGCCAUCACGGAUCGCUCCCCAAUCACUCGAGCCAUAUGCGAUCUCACCACGACCUACGUCGAUGCAAAUGUGACAUGUGGGAGCUUGGAUGGUCACGACUCGACCAAUACUUGCAACCUAUCCUCCGCGCGUCGGUCAGUGGACUCUCAUUUCCAUAGCAACUGGACCGUUCUGGAUGUGGUUUUCCCUGGAGACGAAAAGCUACCACCUCACUACCCGGGAGGAAUCCUGUAUAUUCUCACCAAUAUGUUUCCCCACGCCGAAGGGACAGGCGGUCUACAACCUGUUCUCGAGUACUUUGUCGACCCGUUCCACGCGGUAGGAAAAUUUGACAGUGAUUGGCGACUGGCGCCUGAUACCAUAGACCGACAAGUCUUUGAGACGCGUUUCGCUCAAUUGUUCAAUUCGGUGCUUUAUCUUGGAAUCAGUCCCUCGGCAUUCACCGGGUCCUUCAAUAUAACGGAUAUUGAGGGGAAGGACAGUGAGAUCCAAGACAGCCCUGUCAAACUUACUGCCCAAAACAUCCGUAACCAAGACGUUGUGAAAUGCAAUCGUCCUUGGCUAGCCGUGCUCAUUAUCUCCUCACUGGUGAUUUUCUGCUUUGCACUUGUGGGUGCCUAUCUUCACAUCGUAACGAUUGCCCCAGAACUACUAGGAUCAGUCAGUGUGGCACUGUUACGGAACAAAAUUGAGGGUGUGACAGGAUCUUCUACUUGGUCUUCGGAUGAAUGGUCGAAGAACUUGCAAGAUACGAAAUUAUACCUUGGGGAUGUGCAACCGGAUGCUGAUGUUGGAUGUAUUGCGCUGACUACCUCGGCGCAGGAUGUUCCUGCGGCUUCUGUUAAGGGAAGAUUAUAUAUUUGA
This is a messenger RNA of Penicillium bovifimosum, 2028 nucleotides long. RefSeq lists its product as uncharacterized. The coding region runs from base 1 to 2028 and encodes 675 amino acids. The record is from RefSeq and is a predicted model, not a curated record. NCBI's taxonomy places the organism in Eukaryota, Fungi, Ascomycota, Eurotiomycetes, Eurotiales, Aspergillaceae. The transcript has 2 exons.